Molecule: messenger RNA, 1539 nt
Organism: Ascochyta rabiei
Lineage: Eukaryota; Fungi; Ascomycota; Dothideomycetes; Pleosporales; Didymellaceae
Exons: 2
Coding region: 1-1539 (512 amino acids)
Source: RefSeq, a predicted model, not a curated record
AUGCCGCCCAAAACAGUCGAGGAGGAGCUCGCAGAGCUUGAACUGCUAGGCGCAGAGACACCAGCAGCUCCUCCACCAAAGAAGGGGCCAAAAGCCCCACGACAGAAGCUGACACAAGAGGACGAUGCACUCAAGGGCCUCGAAGAGCUCGAGGACCUUGGCAAGUUCCAGCGCCCAGAAGGACUGCGUCCAACAAGUCGUCCCAAUACACCCAAACUGUCGUCAUCGUCGACCGCCUCAAGCAACCGGAGAGGCGCUGAUGUUGCGACUCCCUCCUCCACUGGCUCAGCGCGUACCAGCGAGGAUCGAGCAGCACCGCCAAGGAAGUCAGGGGAGAGCACACGAUCGUUCCACCAGAGCUUUGCGCUUACCCAAGAGGAGCCCGUCAAAGAGACGUCUGUGCCCAAAGAUGAGCCAUCAGCUUCAUCAGGCGGCUCCUGGUGGGGCGGAGGCUGGGGCGGUAUCUUGAACACUGCGACUGAGGCUGCAAAUGCGGCGAAGAAGCAAGCAGAAGCUGCCUAUCAGGAACUCCAGAAAAACCAAGAAGCACAGCGAUGGGCAGAGCAAGUGCGCGGCAAUGUCGGCGCUCUUCGUGGCAUGGGCGGAGAGCUAAGCAAGCACGCGUUGCCCACCUUCACCAACAUACUACACACCCUUGCUCCUCCCAUCGCACAACAUGAAAGGCUACAAAUCCACAUCACUCACGACCUCAUCGGCUAUCCCUCGCUCGACCCUAUAAUCCAUCAGACCUUCUCCACCGUCAUGGCUCAGGUUGAGGGUGGUGACCUGCUUGUCAUCCAGCGCGGUUCAGAGUCUACAAAACGCGGCUCUAUGGAGGGAUAUAGAGGGGGCGGUGGGGGCUGGAACGAUGGGCCAUGGUGGCGUCACUCAGACAAGCGAGACCUAAGCACAGUCAAAGGUCUCAUCGAAGGCACAAAGCUCACCAGGGUGAGCGCCGAAUCUUAUGCCGACGAGUUCUUCGCUGCUAGAGGAGGCAUUGAGGCAGUUGCCAAGCAAGCUACUGAGGUCCUCAGCGAAAGCAACCCUGUGCGCAGCAGCGACAUCUUCAUCGCAAUCCAGGCCAUCAGCUAUUCAGAGCCUGCAGAACUCUUUGGCACUUCGACAUCAGCCGACACAAAAGAGAGCGAUGAACAGGAACAGAAGGAAGACGAGGAACUAGUCGCUUUCGCGGUGUAUCUGUACGAUCCUAUCCAUGGCAUCAGUUUUAAGGCAAUUAGCCAGUCCUUUCCUGCCAAAUGGGCAGAGUGGUUGGAUGCUCCUGCGAACACAGAAGCUGCAGGCGAAGAGCAAGGACUGCCACAAGAGAUCCAAGAGAUCAUCGAGAGUGGAGGAGUCGACCCUCGUGAGUGGGUUUCUGAAUGGUUGGAGGAGACUAUCAGCCUUAGCGUUGGUAUUGUUGCUCAGCGCUAUGUUGCACGCCGAAUGGGAGUUGGAGAGGGUGGUCUUGGAAAGGGCAAAGCACGCGAGGCCAAUGUUGAAACUGGUGCUGGUGAGGCUGCACGAGCUGGUAUUAUCUGA